UGUAUUGAAGUUGCUAUAGUAACAUAGACGCUCAAAUACCAGGGAAACCAACAACCAACACUCAUUCAUUUCACAAGCCUCGAAGUCCAAAGGCUUCGCGCUUUCUACCACCAAAAAAUAUCCGAAAAAAAAAAUGGCUCUUACGAAUCCGAACAUUCCUCCUCGAUUUGCUGUCUCCGACUGGCACACAUCAAACCAGAUAAUCAGAACGAACGCGGAGCGGCAGAGGGAAGCUUCACACAGAGUCCGACAAGAGAGCCGCUUUCUCCGCAACGAGACUGACAACCACACACGAUGGACCCAACACGACAGUAAUACUAAGCUAGAGAAGCGUAUCGAUGAUAUCAACGACUGGAAAAGGAGUCUUGAGCGAUGUCUCGCUGAGACGGAUAACGAAAUCGCGCUACUGACCCGUGAGAAAGAGAGAACCGAGCGAGCACUUGAGGCGAAGAAAGUACCGCUCGACAUUACCCUUGAGUGCUUGAUGCUCAGGGAGAACCGUCAGAGCAUCGACCUCGUCAGGGAUGAAGUAGAAGCCCAGCUUCACAAGGAAGUGGAAGUGAUCGAAGGAACCAAAGCCCUACUACAGCAGAAGGUUGAUGAAUCGUUCGAACAACUCUGCCUUCUACAAGAAGCUCGUCACCAACUCCACCUAGACAUUACUGACAAGUUCACCACCCUUCAGAUUGAUGGCGAUUGCUAUGCCAUGAACAACAUGUCCACCAACAUUGGGUACCAGGUCAACCCCACCCGCACCGUCAAGGGCAGCGUAACCCCUGAAACCUGGGAUUCCUUCUCAAACUACAACAAACUGCGUGCAGAGGCAGAGAUGAAGGCCUCAAAGCAUCUCAGGGAAGCUAUCUUUGCCACUUUGCAGCAGACUGCAAAUGACUUGGAGGCUCAACGGAAAGCGUCUGAGUAUUCAUUUAGAAAGAGGAUCCAUGAGACAGACCAGGCUAAGUCUGAGCUGGAGUGGCAGCAGAAAAAUACCAUGAAGGAAAUCGCUACUCUAGAAGAUGACAUCAAAGGACUAAAGGAGGCCAUUGAUGCAAAGAAUGCACCAAUGAUGGUGGCCCAAACACGUCUUGAGAAUCGUACUUACAGACCAAAUGUAGAACUGUGUCGUGACCAGCCACAGUACCAGCUUUGCCACGAGGUUGCUGAGAUUGCAGGAUCUAUGCGUGCCUUAACGGAGAAACUUAGGGAGGCCCAGAACUCCCUAGAAGCUCUUCGCAGCAACCUGAGCCGUAUUAACGAGGACCUUGCCUUCAAAAACAACUCUCUGGCCUUGGAUAAUCGUUGCAUGAGUGUUCGCGAAAAAAUGAGAGAGAUCCCCCAUAAGAUGAUGGAUAUGAACCCCAUAGAUCAACCAAUUGGAAACAAGAGCUACAACACAGUGAUCAACUCCUAUGGCCAGUAUAUAACCACAGCAAGAGAACAGACUCCCCCUGAGAUGGCAGCUUCUGGGAUGGCAUCUUCUGGGCAAUACACCUCUUCUGGAACAUAUGCCCCACUCACAAGCCAGACAAGUCCAUUGGCCACAGCUCGGAGUGCAGCCACGCCCUUGGUUGAUUGAGACUGGAUUGAUUUUUAGUCUAUCUUUAGUUGAAAAUGCUGAACUUAUCCAGUGAAGGACUUUAGGGGGCUAGGAAGUGCGAAUGACUUUUUUAAAAGAUGUAAAUAAUUAUUUUAUGGAAUGCAACAGGAGUAAUUUGUAUUGUGCAUGACAAACUUAGCACAGAAUAAACAUUUAUAAAAUUCA
Molecule: messenger RNA, 1762 nt
Organism: Nematostella vectensis (starlet sea anemone)
Lineage: Eukaryota; Metazoa; Cnidaria; Anthozoa; Actiniaria; Edwardsiidae
Product: tektin-2
Exons: 5
Coding region: 134-1576 (480 amino acids)
Biological process (GO): cilium movement involved in cell motility; cilium assembly
Cellular component (GO): microtubule cytoskeleton; nucleus
Source: RefSeq, a predicted model, not a curated record